Messenger RNA from Nyctereutes procyonoides (raccoon dog), 1981 nucleotides. RefSeq names its product VPS33A core subunit of CORVET and HOPS complexes (gene VPS33A). The record is from RefSeq and is a predicted model, not a curated record. Lineage: Eukaryota; Metazoa; Chordata; Mammalia; Carnivora; Canidae. The coding region runs from base 43 to 1806 and encodes 587 amino acids. Gene Ontology annotation, biological process: vesicle-mediated transport; intracellular protein transport. The transcript is spliced from 14 exons. Gene Ontology annotation, cellular component: CORVET complex; lysosome.
GUGACCACGUCUGUUCGCCAGGAAAGGGGGCGGUGGGGCAAGAUGGCGGCCCACCUGUCCUACGGACGAGUGAACCUGAACGUGCUGCGCGAGGCGGUGCGUCGCGAGCUGCGCGAGUUCCUGGACAAGUGCGCGGGUAGCAAGGCAAUAGUUUGGGACGAGUACCUCACAGGACCCUUUGGCCUGAUUGCACAGUAUUCGCUACUGAAGGAACAUGAAGUGGAAAAAAUGUUCACACUUAAGGGAAGUCGUUUGCCUGCAGCUGAUGUCAAGAAUAUUAUUUUUUUUGUCAGACCCAGGCUAGAACUAAUGGAUAUAAUUGCUGAAAAUGUGCUCAGUGAAGACCGACGUGGCCCAACAAGAGAUUUCCACAUUUUGUUUGUGCCAAGACGUAGUUUACUCUGUGAACAGCGGUUAAAGGAUCUGGGUGUUCUGGGAUCCUUUAUUCAUAGGGAGGAGUACAGCCUCGACCUCAUUCCAUUUGAUGGGGAUCUCUUAUCCAUGGAAUCAGAGGGUGCAUUCAAAGAGUGCUACCUGGAGAGUGACCAGACGAGCCUCUACCAUGCAGCUAAGGGGCUGAUGACCCUGCAGGCUCUGUAUGGAACAAUCCCCCAAAUCUUUGGGAAAGGAGAGUGUGCCAGGCAAGUGGCCAAUAUGAUGAUCAGGAUGAAGAGAGAGUUUACAGGAAGCCAAAAUUCAAUUUUUCCCGUUUUUGAUAAUCUCUUGUUGCUCGAUCGAAAUGUGGAUUUAUUAACUCCUCUUGCUACUCAGCUUACAUAUGAAGGACUCAUUGAUGAAAUCUAUGGCAUUCAGAACAGUUAUGUGAAGUUACCUCCGGAGAAAUUUGCACCAAAGAAACAGGGUGAUGGUGGGAAGGAUCUGCCCACAGAAGCAAAGAAACUUCAGCUAAAUUCCGCAGAGGAGCUCUAUGCUGAGAUCCGCGACAAAAACUUCAACGCGGUGGGCUCUGUGCUUAGCAAGAGAGCGAAGGUGAUCUCUGCAGCAUUUGAGGAAAGGCACAAUGCUAAGACAGUUGGGGAGAUCAAGCAGUUUGUUUCCCAGCUGCCCCACAUGCAGGCAGCAAGAGGCUCACUUGCAAACCACACCUCAAUUGCUGAGUUAAUCAAGGAUGUUACCACUUCUGAAGAUUUCUUUGAUAAACUAACAGUGGAGCAGGAGUUUAUGUCUGGAGUAGACACCGAUAAGGUCAACAGUUACAUCGAAGACUGUAUUGCCCAGAAGCACCCACUGAUCAAGGUGUUAAGACUGGUUUGCCUCCAGUCCGUGUGCAAUAGUGGGCUCAAACAAAAGGUUCUGGAUUAUUAUAAAAGAGAAAUUCUCCAGACUUAUGGCUAUGAGCACAUAUUGACAUUAUACAACUUAGAGAAGGCUGGCCUGCUGAAACCACAGACAGGAGGCAGAAACAAUUACCCAACAAUCCGGAAAACGCUACGCCUCUGGAUGGAUGAUGUGAAUGAACAGAAACCUGUUCCAGAACCUGGAGGAGAGAGCUGUGUGGAGAGACCACCUGACAAGACGAAGGACACGGCCAGCAUCCAGUGGUAUCACAGACAGGAAGCCAGGGCAGGAACGAACACUCCCCAGGUGCUGUCUGGUGCCUUCCAUUGGCCGGACCCAAAGAGGGUGUGGGAGCACAUCGGCGCAGAGCCUACAGAAUCCCACGGACAUAUCGUACGUGUACAGUGGUUAUGCCCCUCUCAGUGUGCGACUGGCCCAGCUCCUCUCGAGGCCCGGCUGGCGCAGUAUCGAGGAAGUUCUCCGCAUACUCCCAGGGCCCCACUUUGAAGAACGGCAACCAUUGCCCACAGGACUGCAAAAAAAACGUCAGCCAGGAGAAAACCGAGUCACUCUGAUAUUUUUCCUCGGGGGUGUAACCUUUGCUGAAAUCGCUGCCCUGCGAUUUCUCUCCCAGCUGGAAGAUGGAGGUACAGAAUAUGUGAUUGCCACCACUAAACUAAUG